Molecule: messenger RNA, 5677 nt
Organism: Pseudophryne corroboree (corroboree frog)
Lineage: Eukaryota; Metazoa; Chordata; Amphibia; Anura; Myobatrachidae
Gene: FBLN1
Product: fibulin 1
Exons: 18
Coding region: 78-2165 (695 amino acids)
Biological process (GO): extracellular matrix organization
Cellular component (GO): extracellular region
Molecular function (GO): peptidase activator activity; calcium ion binding
Source: RefSeq, a predicted model, not a curated record
GAAAGAGCAGAAAAUGGAAGAGAUCGGACAACGGCAGAGAGACAAAACAAAGCAGGUCCCCUGCACUGUGUGUGAGGAUGAGUCUUCCAGUGAGGAUGCUUCUACUGUGCCUUCUGCCCCUGCUCUAUCACAGAGCUGCUGCCCAGGUAACAGAUGACGCAUGCUGCACCAGUGGGUACGAGUGGGCAUCACAAAAGAAGGAUUGUGCCGGCCUACCCGUUAUCUCAGACUCCAAGCAGUGCAAAAUAACCCAAGAACAAUGCUGCAUAAACCAGCUGGAGGAACUGCACUGUACCACCGGCAUCACCAUUGCCAACGAGAAAGACGUCUGUGACAUCAGUGACCAGGAGAAUAAAUCCAGCUGUGAAGCCAGGUUUGUGAAGCGUUGCUGCAACUGCUGCUUGCUGGGAAGGAUGGCUCAGGCGCAGGGUCAGAACUGCGAGCAGAUCAUGUUCCUGGGUUACCAGUGCAGCCUUGUCUUCAGAGCUUGCUGUGUGAAAGGACAGGAGGGGCACGAUACCCCCAAUCAUGAUGAAGCCAGCAACACUUUGGUCCCCCGCUCUGAUGUGGAAGACCCCUACCUGAACGACCGCUGCAGAGGUGGCGGGCCCUGUACGCAGCAGUGCAGAGAUGUCGGCAGCAGCGUCAUCUGCUCCUGUUACGCCGGAUACAAGCUGCAGCCGGACGGAAUCACCUGUGAAGAUAUAAAUGAAUGUAUCUCGGGAACACACAACUGUAAGGUGGGACAGAUCUGCAUCAAUCAGUUGGGAUCCUUCCGCUGUCAGAGGGAGAUUAACUGUGGCACUGGAUAUGAACUCACAGAGGAUAACAGCUGUAAAGAUAUUGAUGAGUGUACGUCAGGAACUCACAACUGCCUGCCCACCUUCAACUGCCAGAACACGCCCGGCUCCUUCCGCUGCCGCCCCAAGCUGCAGUGUAGCGCUGGCUUCAUACAGGAUGCCCUGGGCAACUGCAUUGAUAUCAACGAGUGUCUCAGUAUCAACGCGCCAUGUCCUCAGGGCCAGACCUGUAUUAACACGGAAGGUUCCUACACUUGCCAGCGGCACGUUGUGAAUUGUGGGCGGGGCUAUCACCUCAGCGCCGACGGUACAAAGUGCGAAGAUGUAAAUGAGUGUUCCAGCAUCCAGAACCCAUGCGGAGAGGGUCACAUGUGCCUGAAUGUCGCCGGCUCUUAUCGGUGCGAGUGCCGGGCAGGCUACCACUUCGAUCCCCUGACCAGAUCAUGUGUUGACAUUAAUGAGUGUCGGGGAUACUCCGGACGUGUCUGCGCCCACAAGUGUGAAAACACCGCCGGCUCCUUCUUUUGCAGCUGUACCACCGGCUUCAAGCUUGCCUUGGACGGCAGGACCUGUGAAGAUGUGGAUGAAUGCAACAGCAACCCCUGCAGUCAGGAAUGCGCCAAUGUCUACGGCUCGUACCAGUGUUACUGCCGCCGUGGCUACCAGCUAAGUGACGUGGACGGCAUCACAUGUGAAGACAUAGAUGAAUGCGCUUUGCCUACUGGCGGACACAUUUGUUCUUAUCGGUGCAACAAUGUUCCCGGAAGCUUCCGAUGCACUUGUCCUCUCACCGGAUACACCCUGGCCCCUAAUGGCCGAAAUUGUCAAGAUGUGGAUGAAUGUGUGACGGGGACACAUAACUGCAGCGGUACCGAGACCUGCUUUAACGUCCAGGGAGGGUUCAAAUGCCUCUCAUUCGAAUGCCCAAAGAAUUAUCGGAAAGCCGCUGAAACAUAUGAGAGAUCGGACACAAGUCGCUGUAUCAAGUCCUGCCGGCCGAACGACUUAAACUGCAUCACGGAUCCCGUCCACACGAUAUCAAACACGGUGAUCUCUCUGCCCACUUUCCGGGAAUUCAAUCGUCCAGAAGAAAUUAUCUUCCUCCGCGCUAUAACUCCGGCGUAUUCACCAGGCCCUCAGCCGGACAUCAUAUUUCAAAUCACUGAGGGCAACCUGAGAGAGUCCUUUGACAUCCAGAAACGUUAUGUGGAUGGGAUGAUAGUUGGUGUUGUCCGUCAAGUGAAGCCUAUUGUGGGUCCAUUCUACACCAUCCUGAAGCUGGAGAUGAACUACGUACUGGGCGGAGUAGUCUCUCACCGAAAUAUUGUCAACGUCCACAUUUUUGUCUCAGAAUUCUGGUUCUAAAUGUUGUCAUACCCCGCGUCUUGCAUCACCGCCAGGCAUAUAACUCUGGCCUGUCUAAUUUACUAAAGCCUUUCUCAACGGUACAAACAUAAUGUCCAUCUUCUUAUGGAACGGGGCUGUCCAGCUGUCGGCCUGGGGCCCACACGUGGCCAUCAAAGGCUUUUAAUUGGACGCCAGUUUAAUUGUUAAUUCUUUAAAGACCUGAUUGCAUUAAUAAGAGUUGGUGCAUGGACAUGUAUAAAAAUAUGUUUUGUCCUUUGCAAUAAAAUAUAUAACGCCCCUCCUUUAGACAGAGGAGGAAAGUAAUGGGUUUAAUAUAAAGAGUAAUACACUCCCUUCUGUGACUUAUAAUGAUUGUAGAAAUCACAGUGACUUAUUUGCAGGGGUUUCUUCAUAUAUUGACAUCACCUGUGCAUUAUAUAAAUCCAUUAAGAUGUAGUUAAUAUGCAUCUCAUGGCAGCCAAUCAGAUUUUAGCUUAGACUAGCACGAUGCUAAUUACCGUGAUAGAAGCGUGCUGCACGCUUGGCUCCAUGUAAAUCGGAAAAGCGUUAUUAAGACAUCUUGCGUUAGCGAUCUAUUUAUAACUCUGGUGUUUCUUUAAAUAAAAAAAUAUUUAAAAAACAAUUGUAGGGAUCGGAGAAUUUGUCCGCAUUCGGUAUAAGAAGAAUGUACAAUGCCACAGCGACAUAUUAAGUAAUGAGCAUCACGCCAUGCACUGAUUUCACCAACAAAUACUAUUUUGUGGUUAUAGCUUGUUUGUCCUUUGUUUUUGUUUUGUUUUUUUCCGCCUUGUUUUUUAGAAAAUUUUUGAGACUUUUUGAAGCAAAAGUGGACUGGCGCCAGAUUUCCUUCUGUGUUAGUAGACACGUGCCUUCAGAGAUAAUAUCCGCCAUAUUGAUACAGGAAACAACACAGGGCUUCACUGACACCGCCAAAUUGACCAGCAAGACAUUAAAGACAAGCGACCUUGAGAUCACUGAUCCAUGUAGCCAUCAUAGCAAUAGACAAGAGCCAUAUAUAAUGAUGAUGAUGAGGUCACCUGUAUUUUAAUAUUGGAAUAAGUGCUUCAUUGUGUUAGUUUUACCAUUUGAAAACAGAAUUUUGUAGAUGUUGCCUAAAAAAGAAAAACACAAGUGGCUCAUGAUUCCAAAAUUUUUUGGAAAAAAUAAAAUAAAAUUUUUGUAAAUAUAAUAAAGUAAGCAAAGCAUUUUAUUAAAUAACAAAACAUGUAUUUACCAUAAAACACAAAUCUCCUAGUACCGAACUUCAGGUACUUGUCACUAAGCCUCGGAGAGAGAUAAAGUGGAAAGAGAGAAAGUACCAGCCAAUCAGCUCCUAACUGCCGUGUUACAUGAUGUGUUUAAAAAACUGACAAGUUGGAGCUGAUUGUCUUGUACUUUAUCUUUCUCUACUUUAUCUCUCUCUAAGACUUAGUAUAUCUGCCACAACAUUUGAUAUGAGGCACGUUGCCCGUUUUACACCGCACAUUCUCGGAUGUCUCCAGUAGACAGCGGCCACUCUUAUACUCUUACCUGUACUUAGCAAACACUUACGGCCAAAACUGUCCAUACACUUACAAUUCUGCAGCUGCUUGCUCAGUACACAGAUACCUUUCCGGCACAGAAAUGAAUUGUCAUCCCGGCCUUAAAUGUCUGUGGUGCAUGGUUCACCUCUACUGUGCAGAACGUAUCCGUGAAAGCCCCUAACCCCCCCUCCCCAAUCGCAUAGGGUCUGAAGUCUAAUAUAUAUGCUCAACUCUAAACACACUGAGACCUCGUUCCCUGGGGACUUGGCAUGACAAUAACAUGACACAUAUACGCCCCUCCCCCCCCCCCCCCCAACAUGAGUCCCGAUUCCCAAACGUAGGAUCUGGGAAGGUCUGCUGCAAUGCAUCUGCUUUUCAUGUGCCCAUAUUUCAAUUGGAGAUAUGUAAAGGUAUACGGUAGUCUUGUUUUUGUUUGUUUGCCCAGUAACAAUCAGAUGAACGGUUGUAUAAUAUUGUAUAUGAAUGUUAUGUUGUGGUUAGUGGAAAGAGGAUUUUCAGUCCCUAUCCUCUGCUCACAGGAACAUUAGAAAGUGGAUUUAUCUGUGCUUUUACGUAUAUAUUUACUAGUGCUUAUUGUAUUGUACGAACGCCAAGCCGCUAGGUGUGCAUGAUUGUGGCAGUGUGCAGGAAGCAACAACACAUCAUUGGAAGGCUUAUAUAUUAACAUGGCACAAACAGUAUAACCGUCCGCACAGAAUGACAUGGCACAGAAUUUCUGCAAAAUUAUAUGUCCAAUUUAUUUGUUGCUGCAAACCGGGGGAGUGGUUUUUGUGAUAAGGGUGUGGCCUGAUGGAUUAAGUGAGUAGUCCAAGAGAGAUUGGGGGUGUGACCAAUUGUUUCAUGAUUUUUGUUUUGGAACGCUGAGAAAUAAUGUUCUGUAGGGAUGGCCUUCAACAGGCGGGAAGGGGGGGGGGGGGGUACACCAUUGAUGGUUAAAACAUCAAUUUCCAUGCGUAGCAGAAGGGAACAGCGGCUUAGCAUAUGCAGUACUUCCAAGCAUAGAGAUUUUGCCUUCGACCCCAAUAAAUGGUAAAACUAGUUACUCCUGGGAGGAAAGUGUUGAUGGCUGUGCCUAUCAUGAUGUAAUACAGAGUAAAUAUAUACCUGCCAACAUUUUAGUUUCCACACAGUCCCAUGCAAGCUGCUUGCAACUUCUUAUUGGUCCGUUACUAUCUAUCCCUUCCCCCCUAACCUGUAGCCCCUACAAAAACACUUUCAGCAAACUGUUCCUUUUACUCAGUUUGUCAGCAAUUUAGCCCAAAUGAACUUGCGUUCAAAUCUAAAUUGGUCCCUUAAAAUCCAACAGAGCAAGACGUCAUGAAUGCAGUCUUUCCAUUCGCUAGGAAGGAACCAGCGACGGCACUCAGGCCUGGAAAGGAGAAUGCCUAUUCAUUUCAAUGCUUCUUUAAUAUCCUUGUGGUUUGAUGUGAUAAAAAUUCCCCCAGCACAAAUUUCCCUCACAGCCUGCUCCUGUGUGUAGCAGAGUAUGGGGCAUAUAGUGCAGGUUUUUUUUCGAAGUGGAGAUGUUGCCUAUAGCAACCAAUCAGAUUCUAUUUAUCAUUUAUCUAGCACCUUCUAGAAGAUAAAAGCUAAAAUAUGAAAUAUGUAUUUGGACCAUGUUAUCAUAUAAGGUUUACUAUGAUACAGUGAAAUACCACUUGUAGCCUAAAGGUGGCACUGUUGCUAUUGAUUGAGAGACAGACCUCUUCUAGGUAGCAGUAUAAUAAAGGGUAUUUCAUACAGCUGAUGAAAAAAACCACAAAUGCAGAUUCCAUGUAUUAUAAGGAUUUGCCUUACAGUAAAUAAAACCUCAUGCUUUCUCUUUUACAUAACUAUUCCACCAAUAUAAAAAUGUGUCAGAUUGUUAAGCAGCGAACAUUAUUCUAAUAAUUUCUGGCAAAUGUUUUGGUCUCUUCACUGUUGUUUUUCCAUAUUUUAAUAAAAGUUUUCUUUGGAAUAAAUAAA